Didymodactylos carnosus is the source of this 966-nucleotide messenger RNA. The record is from the annotation of a GenBank genome assembly. Lineage: Eukaryota; Metazoa; Rotifera; Eurotatoria; Philodinida; Philodinidae.
CAACAUAUUGAUGCUCAAAAUAAAAAUUUAAAUCGAUAUUUGGCCGCUCUAUUUACUCUUGAUAACAACAGCGUUGAAAUUCUACAAAAAUCAAAAGCGUGCACAUUAGCAGCAGCCUGGUGUAGACACGAUCACAGUUUAGCAAAUAAUUUACUAAAACAUUGUAAAUUGUUUACACUAACAGAAGUAUUGAAAGCAGUAAAUAUGUUAGAUGCAGCACGACAAAUUCGAGUACAUGAAAAACAAUUGAAACGGCUUGAAUUAUCAAAAACAAAGCCAAAAGCUGUUAAAUUAGGCAAAAUAAAAAAUAAUAUUGAUAAUCUUAGUAAGAUAAAACCUUUGUCUGGAAGUGCAAGUGGUGCUGUUGCUCGUCAUGUUCGCCGAUGGACUCGUACAUUGUCUGCAACAGAACUAGAAUAUUUUGCUUUACAUAUGCCAACUGAACCGUGGAAAAAACUUGCGGAUAUUGUCCAUUUCAAUCCAACUAAGGAUUUUCCGGGUUUACCAUGGUUUCUGCCAUUUUGUUUUGGAAAUCCAGCUCCAUCUGACACGAUGGUAGCUCACUGUCGAAAUGUGACAACUGAAAAUGUUAAUACUCUUUUAAAAGAGUUUUCUAUCCCCUAUUCUCAUUUAAAACAAUUCAAAAACGUUUUAAGUGAAGAAUCAAAAGCUAAAAUUGCUUUAAAAGAAGAAAAGUUAGACACAUUACUUUGGUAUUACGAAGAUUUACAGUGUGAUUCGGUUGAUGAAAUAAUUCAAGAGAGACUAACAGCACCACACGAUGGAGUAGAAAAAAUAGUGACAUUACCAUACGGAAAAUUAAUGGAACGUUUGUUGCUUAUUCGAAUGAUACGAGAAGGUCUAAGUCCAAAUCCGACUGGGCAACUAGUUGUAGAUGAAAAACGAGCACCAUUUUACUCAGAUUUGAUUAAAAUUGCUGAAGAACAAUUAACAAAAUUGAAGUAA